This is a messenger RNA of Camponotus floridanus (Florida carpenter ant), 1552 nucleotides long. RefSeq names its product regulator of microtubule dynamics protein 1. NCBI's taxonomy places the organism in Eukaryota, Metazoa, Arthropoda, Insecta, Hymenoptera, Formicidae. Gene Ontology annotation, cellular component: mitotic spindle pole; cytoplasm; spindle microtubule. Gene Ontology annotation, molecular function: microtubule binding. The coding region runs from base 627 to 1505 and encodes 292 amino acids. The transcript is spliced from 5 exons. The record is from RefSeq and is a predicted model, not a curated record.
UUUAGAAAUUUUGUAUUAAUCGCUUCCAGAAUUACUUUUGCUCUUAUAUGAAAAAUCUUUUUAUCUAUUUUAUGUCCCUUACUGUUUUAGAUCAAUUGUCCCAGAGAUCAGCCCCCAUGACUUCCGGAUCACGUGACAUUCAGAGAGAGACAGUUCUCCACUUAAAGUUACUCAUCUCUCUCUUUCUCUAACACAAACACAUAUAACAGCUUUCCAUUGAUAAGAAGAGAGCGAAGUAUUAAACGAAAGAGAAGCUCCAUUCAACAUGACAAACAAGGAUAGCGUAAACUCUGACUCAACCUGCAUAUCAUUAUUCUUUGUUCUCUUCUGAUUCAUGCUGAAUAUCUAUAUCAUAUACAUAUAUAUAUACAUUAAAAUAUGGGAUAUUAUCAUCUUUUCCUGUUUCAGUAUAGCUCAAUCAGAAAAUUUCUUUACAUCAGAUAAGAAGUUUAUCUUACCUGCGACGAUAAUUAAAUAUUUACAAUAUAAUCUUUGAAUGAAUGUUUGUCUUACAUCAACAUUAUUAUCAAUGUUUUGAAACUGUAAAUUGUUACACGAUUAUGUGAUUAAAGUAAUUAUUUUCAAAUAGUGCACCGCAACGGUGCAAUUUAGCAAAUCGAGAUACAAUGUUACUACAGAGGCUCUUUCGUGUUACAAACUAUAGAAUUUUGCAAAGAGUUAUAUAUAAAGAUAUUUAUUCAGUGUAUAAGAAGGAAAGCGGUAUACAAACUAUCAGAAAACUAUGGAUAACAUCGCCAUUCACCAUAAUGGGAGUAUGGGGAUUCAUAAAGAACAAAGAUGAGAUUGAAACACAAAUUACGACAAAAGAAGUUCUUAUUGCCAAAGUGGAUGCACUGUUUGAUCAGGGAGACUAUAAAAGUAUAUACAAUAUUUUGUCAAAAUAUGAGGAUAGUAAGGAUGUUGAAAUCUUGUGGCGUUUAUGUAGAGCCAUUUAUAAAAUGUCUGAAAUGGCCAGUGAUGUGGAAGCACGAAAGUUGAUUUAUAAAGGAUACGAUUUGAUAAGUAAGGCUCUUGAUAUUCAAGAAGAUCAUUAUGCUGUUCAUAAAUGGAUGUCUAUAUUCCUUAACAGUAAAGCUACUUUCGAAGGCACAAAAGCACAUAUUAAAGAAUUGUACAACAUUAAAAAACAUUUGUUGAGAGCAUCGGAAUUAAAACCUACUGAUGCAACGACGCUCUACAUGCUUGGAUGCUGGUGUUACGAGAUUUCGAGUUUGGCAUGGUAUCAACGAAAAAUAGCAUCUAUUAUAUUUGAAGAACCGCCAACUUCGUCCUUUGAAGAAGCAUUAAUGUAUCAUGAGAAUGCCGAGAAAAUUGAUCCAAACUUUUACAGUCGUAAUUUAUUAAUGUUAGGAAAAACAUAUCUGAAACUGAAUCGUAAGGAAGAUGCCGUAAAAUAUUUAAAAAAGGCUGUUGAAUUUUCUGCCAAAACUGAUGAUGAUCAGAAAGCAAAACAGGAAGCGCAGAAAAUAUUGAGCAGUAUUUAGGGAUAUAAAGAAUACAGAUAAAUUUAAAUAUUUUUAUACUUUUUUAA